Messenger RNA from Rubroshorea leprosula, 2962 nucleotides. The record is from the annotation of a GenBank genome assembly. Lineage: Eukaryota; Viridiplantae; Streptophyta; Magnoliopsida; Malvales; Dipterocarpaceae.
UCAAUGUAUUGUAGUUUUAGCAGGCAAUCAGUGGUUGAUUUGAUUUGUUGCCGUUGCAAAAAGCUUACCAAAAAAAAAUACACACAAAAAUAAACAGACUUUUGCUGCAAUUUUGCAAUGACAGGUACCUUACACACGGUGGGGUGCCUCCAUUAAAGACCCCUCUCUUUUGUUCUUCCUCCUUGGCUCUCUCUUCCUAGAGAAAGUUCCAAUUGUAAAUACAUAAGUAAAUACUUCUUUGGUUUUUCUGUUGCUGAAGGAAUUCAUCAUAUAUAAUCAUUGUCUUCCCUUCUGAGUUUUUCAAUAUUGUUUUUUCUGUUCUUGGGGUUUCCCUUGUAAAUAAGGUUUUUGUGCGUUAUAGUCGGCGACGUGAUCAUCAUAAUCUUCUUCUUCAUCAUUGCACCAUUGCAGCCCCUAAACGGUUCAGGUGAAAAUGCCGACAGGUUGUUGUGUUUUCCCAGCAUGUUUCUUUGGCCAAAAGGUUUGCAAAUUGCAGAGAAUGGUAAAUAAGAAUACUAGAUCAUCCAAGAGUCAAAAAGAAGGAAAAGGCAUGAAGAAGGACGGUUCAUCUCAACCCAAGGAUAAAAAAGAGGUGAAAUGUACAAUAAAGAGGGUUAACAGUUCACACCGGCACAUGAAUCAGAAACAAGAAUCAAGAGAAUUGAGGAAGGAGUGCUCAUCUCGACGCAAGAAUCAGAAAGAACCAAGAGAUUUGAGGAAGGACAAGGACAACUCAUGUCGACACAACAAUCGGAGGGAUUUUACAGAAUUCAAGAAUCAAUCACGUAAAGCAACUGGUAACUUCAUUUUAAUGAUGGAGCUGAAGAAGAAGAUCCUCAUCUUUAGAGACCUCAUUGACCUAUCACCUUGUAAUGGCUCUACUUCUGUAGAGCAGCUUAUGAUAGAUACAAUGAAAGAUCUACAUAAGCUAUAUCCCGAAACCAUACCCUGCAUCAGGCGGUCAGAGAUGAAGGGAUUACCUCUUCAUCAGGUUGUGAGGUACUUUUGCAUAAUAUUGGAAGCUGUUGGAGAACCAUCAAUGUUGAGGUAUGACUGUGACAGUAGCCAGCAUGACAACUUUGAGAAACAAGCUGAAAUUGCCGUGGCAUUUCUUGAUAGCUUGAUCAAGAUGGCAAAAGAGAAGUUCGACAUGGUAGAUGAAAAUGAAGGGAAGAAAGAUUUCAGUUCAAGAACCAAAACAUUUGGAAAGGUCUUGAAGGAGUCUUAUUCAGACAACAGCUCCUUCUUCCCUUCUCCAAUCACACCAACGUCAGUCCUUCCAGAAAUUUUAAAUGGUUCUCCAAGAUCAGGAGAUUCCUCACCUCUUCUUUUGUCUCUCAGAGUUCAAGCAGUGGGGAAAUUGAACCCAAUUGAUGUGAAGCGACUUGCAUUUCACAUGCUGCCCAAUGUAGAUGCUCAUCAAAGCAUUUUGAAUGAGAAGAACAAUGUGGUAGAGGAGCAAGAUGAAGAAACAAAGAGCACUUCUGAAUUGUUAAGUUCUCCCAUUUCUGAUGACAGCAGAGAUCCCAGCUCUCAAAUUGAAACACCAAUUCAUCCAAUUUCUACGACUCCAGGGACAAGUCCUACGUGCUCAGAAACAGAAGAAGCUACAGAGUCACCACUAACACCAUCCAAGUUAUCCGUAGAUAUGGAAUUACAAGUAAUAUCACCACCUUCACCACCCUCAAUGUUGCCACCAAAUGUAAGGACAGCAGGGCUACCACUACCACCACCACCACCCCCACCACCCCGUCCAAUGUUACCGCCAUAUAUGGCAGCAAGAAGACUGUUGCCACCGCCAACACCACCACCCUCUCCAUUGUUGGAGCCAAAUGUAUAUGCAACUGAACUAUCAUUGCCACCACCAACACCACCGCCCUCUCCAAUGUUACAACCGUGGUUAGAGGAGGCAACAAAACUCUCACUGCCAUUGCCACCACCAUCACCCCCAAUUUCUCAACCAAAUGCUGCAGGGAUAGCAACAACAAAACCAUUGCCGCAACUAAGGCGAUCACCCCCAGUGUUGCCAUCAAGAGGACAAACAUUGCCACCCCCUCCCCCUCCUCCACCAAUGGCGUCUGAUGCAGCAGCAAAAAGUGGACCACCAACCCCAUCACCUAUGGUUCCUUCAAAAGGUACAGGAACAUUGCUGCAACCACCAUCCAUGCUAGCUGCAAAGGAAAAUGCUACACCACCGCCUCCUCCGGCCGGGAGAUCCUUGCGGCCCAUAAAGGCAAAUACUAAAUUGAAGAGAUCAAAACAUAUGGGUAAUCUGUAUCGGGUACUUAAGGGAAAAAUGGAAGGAAAAUCUCUACCAGGUAAAUCACACGGGAGAAACCCCUCAAUUGGAAACUAUUCUGCUGGAAAGCAAGGAAUGGCUGAUGCCUUGGCAGAGAUGACGAAGAGGUCAGCAUACUUCCAGCAAAUUGAAGAAGACGUUCAGAAGUAUGCACAGUUAAUCACAGAGCUGAAAUCUGCAAUUGAUAACUUCAAAUCAAAGGACAUGGCUGAGCUGCUUGAGUUCCAUCAACGUGUAGAAUCCAUCCUGGAACACUUAGAAGAUGAAACACAGGAAAGGAAAGAAGCAAAGGCAGAGCAGACAGAAGGAGCUAACAUCAAAUCUGAAGCACAAAAAAAGGGAUGUAUCAAACAUCUUUGGAGGACUUUUCAGUUUGCAUUUCGGGUUUAUACAUUUGCAGGAGGAAUUGAUGAACGUGCAGAAAAGCUGACCCGAGAACUAGCUCGUGAAAUUGAGAAUGAUCCUCAUCACAAUUCUGUAAUGUAACAAACAUUAGUACAUCAACACUGAAAGAUCAACUAAAUCGUCCUAAAUUUUUUGGAAGGGAGACCUUCAUGUAAAUGCUUCUUUUGUCUAUUAAGUUAAUUAACUAGAGCUAUAGUUUAGUACUGCUUCAGGAAUUUCAAGCAGUCUUUGGAGGAACCAUAAAAAGCUCCGUCCACC